Scleropages formosus (Asian bonytongue) is the source of this 807-nucleotide messenger RNA. RefSeq names its product transmembrane 4 L six family member 4 (gene tm4sf4). Lineage: Eukaryota; Metazoa; Chordata; Actinopteri; Osteoglossiformes; Osteoglossidae. The transcript is spliced from 5 exons. The coding region runs from base 21 to 614 and encodes 197 amino acids. The record is from RefSeq and is a predicted model, not a curated record. Gene Ontology annotation, cellular component: membrane.
GUCAGUGCCCGGGGUCAACAAUGUGCUCUGGCAGCUUUGCAAAAUGCUUGGGGAUCACCCUCAUCCCCCUGGCCAUCCUGUGCGUCCUCUGCAACAUCCUGCUCUUCUUCCCCGGUGGCCUCGUAGCAGACGACAGCUCACACAUCACCGAUGAGGUCUUUUUCUUUGGAGGGAUAAUCGGCUCAGGAAUUUUGAUGAUCUUCCCUGCACUGGUAUUCCUGGGUCUGAAGAACAAUGACUGCUGCGGUUGCUGUGGCAAUGAGAGCUGUGGAAAGCGCUUUGCGAUGUUCACCUCCAUCAUCUUUGCUGGCGUGGGCCUUGUGGGAGCGGGGUACUCCGUCAUCGUGUCCUCAGUUGCAAUUAACCACGGGCCCAAGUGUGUCACAAACAACGGAAACUGGUCAUACCCAUUCAGCGAAGGGAACUACUUGUCCAAUAACACAAUGUGGACUGAGUGUACGAAACCCACUGACAUCGUCCCCUGGCACCUCACCCUGUUCUCCUUGUUGCUGGUGAUGAGCCUGGUGGAAAUGGCUCUUUGCGCCGUGCAGGUGGUUAACGGACUCAUUGGGACGAUCUGCGGCGACUGCUGCGGUUGCUGUGGGGGUGAGUGAGCUUGAGGGACGUCUGACCACCUUGACACCUUACCAUCCGAUGUAUAACUACUAUUUAUGAAAAACUAGAGCAUUUUGCUGGAGGAUUCUUUCCCUUGAUGGCAAAAAAGAAACUCAAAAGCCAUGUAUAAUAUUUGCAUAGAUUGUACAUUUUUUUUUAAUUUAAUACUUAAAUGUUUUACACUUUUUUACA